UCUCUUCAUUUGCAGAUCUUCACAUUUUUAUUUUCACUGACUAUUAUUGCUACAAAUAAAAUUUCUAUAUUUAUUAAAAUUAUACAUUAGCAAAUUGCUAUCAAAUGUAUAUAAUGAGUAUGUUACGAUUUAUUUGUCAGCGAAAUAUUCAUCAAGUUCGUCACUUUCAUAAAUGUAUUAUUCAACAGACAGAAGCAGUUGCUGCAAUGAACACUUCUUUGUUGGAAUCUGUUGCUACACAAAAGGAAUUACCAGUUAAUUCUAAAAUAGAACAAAUUGCUAAUCAAAUUAUUUCUUUAAAUCUUAUAGAAGUAGCACAAUUAAGUGAAUUACUUAAAAAGAAAUUAAAUUUGCCAGAUGCAAUGCCUAUGAAUAGUUUUGUUGCUGGUCCAGUAAAAGAAGAGGAAGUUGAAGAGGCUGCAGUAGUACAAACUUCAUUUACUGUUAAGUUAAAAAGCUUUGAUGAAAAACAAAAAAUUGCUUUAAUAAAAGAAGUGAAAAACAUAUUACCAAAUUGUAAUCUUGUACAGGCUAAAAAAUUUGUAGAAAAUACACCAAGUAUUAUUAAAAGUGAUCUUUCAAAACAAGAUGCUGAUCAAUUAGCAGAUGUUAUCACAAAAGUUGGUGGUAUAGUUGAAAUUGUUUAAUUUUUUUAUUUUUUUUAUGUAUAUAUAUUUGAAAAAUAAUAUUAUUAAUCUAUUAUAAUUCUGUAAUUAUCUUUACAAGAAUAAAUUGUAAUAAAAAAAUAAAAA
Molecule: messenger RNA, 752 nt
Organism: Apis cerana (Asiatic honeybee)
Lineage: Eukaryota; Metazoa; Arthropoda; Insecta; Hymenoptera; Apidae
Gene: mRpL12
Product: mitochondrial ribosomal protein L12
Biological process (GO): translation
Cellular component (GO): ribosome; mitochondrial large ribosomal subunit
Molecular function (GO): structural constituent of ribosome; mRNA binding
Source: RefSeq, a predicted model, not a curated record